Messenger RNA from Fundulus heteroclitus (mummichog), 3015 nucleotides. RefSeq names its product speckle type BTB/POZ protein like a (gene spopla). Gene Ontology annotation, molecular function: ubiquitin protein ligase binding. The transcript has 12 exons. The coding region runs from base 334 to 1512 and encodes 392 amino acids. Gene Ontology annotation, cellular component: nucleus; cytoplasm. The record is from RefSeq and is a predicted model, not a curated record. NCBI's taxonomy places the organism in Eukaryota, Metazoa, Chordata, Actinopteri, Cyprinodontiformes, Fundulidae. Gene Ontology annotation, biological process: proteasome-mediated ubiquitin-dependent protein catabolic process; regulation of proteolysis.
UGUAACAGAGCGUGAGGGCUUACAUUAGCUGCUGGUUAGCAUCCUGUCAUUGGGAUCAGGGAAGGGCCUUUGUUUAACGCCGGGUGCUGCGGACUCUAAACACCAGCUUCCUGAUUUAACUUGACGCAUCCUUGGUUUUUGCGAGCGAGGAGUAACGCAGCCAAGGGAGGCUUACGGAUGGUUCCGUUCGCUACAUUUGCGGCGGGUGUUAAAUGAAGAUGGGACAAUGAAGGAUUCUGUGACUACAUAGAGGAAAAGACUCCCAUCUAUUACACAUUUCAAGAAUUCAUAAGAGCUUUAAGGACGUCAGUGAGUGGUACAUCCGAGCCAGUGAUGUCACGGGUUCCCACCCCUCCUCCUCCUGGGGAGAUGUCAAGUGGACCUGUGGCAGAGAGCUGGUGUUACACACAGGUCAAAGUAGUGAAGUUUUCCUACAUGUGGACCAUAAACAACUUUAGUUUUUGCCGAGAAGAAAUGGGAGAGGUGUUGAAGAGCUCAACCUUCUCUUCUGGCCCUAAUGACAAAAUGAAAUGGUGUCUGCGAGUCAAUCCAAAGGGACUUGACGACGAAAGCAAAGAUUAUCUAUCACUGUAUUUACUUCUUGUUAGUUGUCCAAAAAGUGAAGUCAGAGCAAAGUUUAAGUUUUCUUUGUUGAAUGCUAAAAGAGAGGAAACAAAAGCAAUGGAGAGCCAAAGAGCGUAUAGAUUUGUCCAGGGCAAAGACUGGGGCUUCAAAAAAUUUAUUAGGAGAGAUUUCCUCCUGGAUGAGGCUAAUGGUCUCUUACCAGAUGACAAGCUCACACUUUUCUGUGAGGUAAGCGUCGUCCAGGACUCUGUCAACAUUUCGGGUCAGUCCAACAUGAACAUGCUGAAAGUACCAGAGUGUCAGCUGUCUGACGACCUCGGGAACCUGUGGGAGUGUUCACGCUUCACGGACUGCAGCCUCUAUGUGGGAGGCCAAGAGUUCAAAGCCCACAAAUCCAUCCUCGCAGCGAGGUCCCCAGUCUUUAAUGCAAUGUUUGAACAUGAAAUGGAGGAAAGUAAAAAGAAUCGCGUUGACAUCAGUGAUGUGGAUCCAGAUGUCUUUAGGGAAAUGAUGGGCUUCAUUUAUACAGGGAAGGCACCAAACUUGGAAAAGAUGGCAGACAAUUUGCUGGCAGCUGCUGAUAAAUAUGCUCUGGAGCGUUUAAAGGUCAUGUGUGAGGAGGCCCUGUGCAACAGCCUUUCAGUGGAGAAUGUGGCCGACACCCUCAUCCUGGCUGACUUGCACAGUGCCGAGCAACUCAAAGCACAAGCCAUAGAUUUUAUCAACAGGUGCAGUGUCCUGAGACAGCUGGGCUGUAAAGAUGGAAAGAACUGGAAUAGCAAUCACGCCACAGACAUAAUGGAGACCGCAGGCUGGAAGUCAAUGAUCCAGUCCCAUCCUCACUUGGUAGCCGAAGCCUUCCGCGCCCUGGCCUCAGCGCAGUGCCCGCCCUUCGGUCCGCCGAGGAAGCGCCUAAAACAGUCCUGACUGCCCGACUUUAUUUCCGGACUAUAAAGGAGGGUGUGAAGCAUGGGGGGGGGAUUUUUACAAAGAAAGGACUUGUGAGUGUGCCACUCUUUUAUUUCCACCAAAACUGAACACACUUGAAUAAAGAAGAGUGGAGCUUUCUGACCAGAGACAUGGGGGAGGCGGGGCGGGGCGGGGCGGGUGGGGGAGGCUGGCACUUGGAAGUCUGACAACUGUGGAUUGGAAAACAAUUGAUUCAAUCGGUGUUGCUUGCUUGCUUUGCUGUCCCGUCUGAACUCCGUUUAGCGCGGGGAGCAAGCGAACUUCUCUUCUACAUCUUUUUUUUUUUUUUUUUUUUUUUUCCUGUAAUUUUCAAAAAUGGCCUUAAUAUAUCUGCCAUUGCUCUGGAGCUGCUCUAGAGCGCGUCGUCUAUUUUACUCCGUGCCUGCCUUGUCACAAAGACCAGGCCUCCUCCAGGUUGCACUAGUUCCCUUGUAUAGUCAUUUUGAUAUGGAGUUCUAUAGGAACGUAACAAAGGUUUAACUAAAUGGGAAAUAUUAUAUAUUUGUAAUGUUUAGCCCGUUUUGUGACUAGACAUUAAAAAGCAUGAACACUCAGUGCAAGGUCAGUUCUUUACACUUUUUGAAAAUAUGCGUAUGCCCCAUAUUGAUGGCACCAUUUCUAUGUAAAUGACAAUUGAACCAUCUUUAGAAGACCAAUGUACAAGAUAGUGUGUUCUAUUGUGUAUUUGUCGGGGGAUUGGUGGGGGGGGAGGGAAGGGGGGGGUAGUAAUCUGCCAUUAUGAAGACAAGUGUCAAUCCAUGUAAGGUGGAGAAGUGUCUGUUUGGCCCAAGUAUACCCAACCAUUGGAAGUUUAUGGAACUAUGUUCUCCGUCUCCCAUUCAAAUGACAUAUUCCAGACCAUACAUCUGUGAACUCUUACUAAAGAAAAAAAAAGAGAAAAAGAAAGAAAAGAUGAAAAUUUGUUCCUUUUUAGUAUCGCCAACUUGCAAAUAUAUAUCCUCAGUAUAUUGUGAUGAACUAAAAGUGGAGAGACUAAUGCAUGGUUGUUUUACUGUCAAAAGAAAGUGUCAAAAAUUCCAGCUUCAGUUUAUUUUUAUUUUUAUUUUUUUAACAACUUAUUUUCCUGAAAUUAUCCGACAUCUGUGCAGAACGACAUGAAUUGAGUACGUGCAAAAGGUUCCUCUGACGUGCUUGGAUAUCUGUAGGAUGCUGAGCAUCACUUCAGCUGCCGACGUUAUUCUGUGUUUCAAUGGGAGGGGUGGGGAGUGUGGGGUGGGGGGGGGUAGGGGGGGGGGUAUUGUCAUGGUUAUUCAGUCCGUCUUGUAUGUAGUGUGGUGUGACAGACACUUCGGAGGAUUUUGUAAAGUGAGAGUAGCAUCAUUUUUCUAUGAUAUUACUCGUCAAUCAGCGUCACAUUGAAACUUAGGAGAAAAAAAAAAUUAUGAAGUUGUUGUCUGCAAGAAUGCCUGCAUUAACCCAUUAAAACAUUUUCCAACCGUC